Canis lupus familiaris (dog) is the source of this 1521-nucleotide messenger RNA. Its product is annotated as serine/threonine-protein kinase 4-like. The coding region runs from base 16 to 1521 and encodes 501 amino acids. The transcript is spliced from 9 exons. Gene Ontology annotation, cellular component: cytoplasm. Gene Ontology annotation, biological process: intracellular signal transduction; protein phosphorylation; regulation of MAPK cascade. Gene Ontology annotation, molecular function: ATP binding; protein serine/threonine kinase activity. The record is from RefSeq and is a predicted model, not a curated record. Lineage: Eukaryota; Metazoa; Chordata; Mammalia; Carnivora; Canidae.
GCAGAAGGAAUAGGAAUGCUGACUAUCUGGACUGCCGUAUUUUAUCCCCUAGGAACAAGCCUUGGCUGUCCCAGUGAAUCAGAAUUUUAUCUUCAUAAGGAAGAAGGGGCAGCAGGCAGGUCCUAUGGCAGUGUGUACAAAGCUAUUCACAAAGAGACUGGUCAGAUUGUUGCAAUUAAGCAAGUUCCAGUGGAAUCAGACCUACAGGAGAUAAUCAAAGAAAUCUCUAUCAUGCAGCAAUGUGACAGCCCUCACGUAGUCAAAUAUUAUGGCAGUUAUUUUAAGAACACAGACUUGUGGAUUGUUAUGGAGUACUGUGGGGCUGGUUCCGUGUCUGAUAUCAUUCGAUUACGGAAUAAAACGUUAACAGAAGAUGAGAUAGCUACAAUAUUACAAUCAACACUUAAGGGACUGGAAUACCUUCAUUUUAUGAGAAAAAUACAUCGGGAUAUCAAGGCAGGAAAUAUUUUGCUAAAUACAGAAGGACAUGCAAAACUUGCAGAUUUUGGGGUAGCAGGUCAACUUACAGAUACCAUGGCCAAACGGAAUACAGUGAUAGGGACACCAUUUUGGAUGGCUCCAGAAGUGAUUCAGGAAAUUGGAUACAACUGUGUGGCAGACAUCUGGUCAUUGGGAAUAACUGCCAUAGAAAUGGCUGAGGGAAAGCCCCCAUAUGCCGAUAUCCAUCCAAUGAGGGCCAUCUUUAUGAUUCCCACCAACCCUCCCCCUACAUUUCGAAAGCCAGAACUAUGGUCCGAUAACUUCAUGGAUUUUGUGAAGCAAUGCCUUGUAAAGAGCCCUGAGCAGAGAGCCACAGCCACUCAACUCCUACAGCACCCGUUUGUCAAAAGUGCCAAGGGAGUGUCAAUACUGCGGGACUUAAUUAACGAGGCCAUGGAUGUGAAGCUGAAACGCCAGGAAGCCCAGCAGCGGGAGGUGGACCAGGAUGAUGAAGAGAACUCCGAGGAGGAUGAGAUGGACUCUGGCACAAUGGUUCGAGCAGCAGGUGAUGAGAUGGGCACCGUCCGGGUAGCCAGCACCACAAGUGAUGGGGCCAGCACUAUGAUUGAGCACGGGGACACAUUGCCAUCACAGCUGGGCACCAUGGUGAUCAACACAGAGGAUGAGGAAGAGGAAGGGACCAUGAAAAGAAGGGAUGAGACCAUGCAGCCUGCAAAACCAUCUUUCCUUGAAUAUUUUGAACAAAAAGAAAAAGAAAACCAGAUCCACAGCUUUGGCCAGAGUGUCCCUGGCCCCCUGAGGAACUCCUCGGAUUGGAAAGUACCGCAGGAUGGAGACUAUGAGUUCGUAAGUAGUGCUCGAAGUGAACUGUUGUGUCUGCUGGGGACGGUUUUUUGCCAUAUUGCACAUCCACUUUUGUCACUUCACCAAAAGUGCCAGAGCGUUUCUUGUACGGUGCAAGCCUCUGGCCUUCCCGCAGCAGCCCCCCGGGCUGAGGGCCUCAUGGGUUUGAGACUGCAUUUUGACCGACGUUUGAGCAGUUCUGGGACUCCUGAUUAG